AAGAAACGUUAUGCAAACAAGGAUGAGAAUAUAUAAAAGCGCGAUUCCUCGAUUUACGCGAAUUAGUCUUGAUACUUACUUGCUGUAUAGCUGUUCGGAUCGCUCCGCAGUGUUCAGUUUUGAAAGUGUAAUGUAAGAAAAGUUUCGUUAAAAAAUGUUUGCUAUAGUUUUUGCUUUUGCGCUUACAGUAGUGGGCUAUGUUUCAGCAGAAGUACCCUCCUUUAUUCACGUGUGCGGCAGAAGAGAUCCAAACCUUGAUCAAUGCAUCUUGGAUAACGUCGAAAAUUUGAAAGAUAAGAUCUGCGAAGGAAUUCCGGAAUUGGACAUUCCGUCAAACAAUCCAGUCAUUCUUGACGACAUAGUCAUUUCCGAUAGUUCUAAUUCCAAAAUAAAUCUCAGAGAUGUAAAAGCGAUGGGACUUUGUGACUUUGAAGUAAAGUAUUUUAAACUAGAUCUCGACAAUCUCCACUUCGAUGCUGAAAUCUUUUUUAAGCGGAUCCAAUUGAAUGGUACAUAUGAUUUUGACAUACGCUUACUGAUACCCAUCGUUCAAAAGGGACCAGUUUAUAUCACUUCAGAUAAUAUAAACGCAAAGGCAAACUUGGACAUGAAUGUGGUAACGAAAGAUAGCAAAAGAUACGUGUAUAUGUCAAAGAUAAAGUUAAAUCUCGACAUUAAAGGAUACGACGUUGACUACGGAAUAAAUUCUGAAGAAUUAAACCGACUGAACCAAAUUAUUAGUAAUUUCAUAGGCAAUAAUCAAGAAGAGGUUAUUAAGACCCUUAAGCCGGCAAUUGAAGAAGCAGUUGUCAAACGGAUUCUCACCCUUUCCAACGAUAUAGUUAAACACUUUACGUUCGAAGAGCUUUUCCCCGAUAAACCAUAAAUUGCCUAAGUUUAUUAACAUUGUCACAAUUAUUUCGUUUAUCUCGUCAUUCAUUUCAAGAAUUCGAAAAUUCUGAAAAAAAUUUAUUUUAAACUUAAAUUUUAAAUGCUUUACGUGUUAUUUUAAACAUGAUGUUUAAAAAGGUUUUAUGAUGAUACCUAAUAGUUUCAAAAUUAUUAGAAAAGAUACAAAUAUGUAGAACGUGAAACUAUGAGGAUGUAUUCUUUAUUAUGUAUAUUUAUAUUUAUAUCUUAUCUAUAAAAUAUAUAAAAUAAGAUUCUACACAUAUACAUAUGCUAAAUACAUCUCAGAAUAAUGCAUAUCUCUUAUUUAUCUAAUUAGUAACUUUAUUAUUCAUUAACAACGUAAAUGUGUAUACAUACAUAAAAAACUAAAAAAAUGUACAUUAAA
Vollenhovia emeryi is the source of this 1297-nucleotide messenger RNA. RefSeq lists its product as uncharacterized. The record is from RefSeq and is a predicted model, not a curated record. NCBI's taxonomy places the organism in Eukaryota, Metazoa, Arthropoda, Insecta, Hymenoptera, Formicidae. The coding region runs from base 155 to 886 and encodes 243 amino acids. The transcript is spliced from 3 exons.